Molecule: messenger RNA, 1321 nt
Organism: Alnus glutinosa
Lineage: Eukaryota; Viridiplantae; Streptophyta; Magnoliopsida; Fagales; Betulaceae
Product: RING-H2 finger protein ATL16-like
Exons: 1
Coding region: 62-1060 (332 amino acids)
Biological process (GO): protein ubiquitination
Molecular function (GO): transferase activity
Source: RefSeq, a predicted model, not a curated record
UAUAUCUUCCUUCUCCAUUUCUGCUUCAAAGAUCUCAAAGUUCUCAUUCAAACUAUUGGUUAUGGCACCAAACCAGGCAAACACAAUUCAUCAACAAGCCCUGCCAACUUCAGAGUCUGCUUUUCCCAUAUUAACCAUUGCUGUGCUGUGCAUCAUGGCCACGGCUUUCUUACUAGUCAGCUACUACAUCUUUGUGACCAAGUGCUGCUCAAAUUGGCAUCAAGACAAUCUGCGGAGGUGGUUUUCUGUACUGCAAGCCCGUCGAAACGAAGAUCCCUUUAUAGCUUUCUCCCCCACAAUGUGGAACCACGGGCUUGAUGAAUCAGUAAUUCGUGAGAUCCCAACUUUUCAAUUCAAAAGGGAAGGUGAUCAGGCGAGAGGUGUCUGCUGUGUGGUUUGCUUGAAUGAGUUUCAAGAACAGGAUAUGCUUAGAGUUCUUCCCAAAUGCAGCCAUGCUUUCCACUUGGAUUGCAUUGACAUAUGGCUUCAGAGCAACGCAAAUUGUCCUCUUUGCAGAUCAAGCAUUUCAGGGACGAGCCGGAAUCGGAUUGAUCCAAUCGUCGCACCAAGCUCUUCACCACAAGACUCUCAGCUCUUGUCUAGAAGCCUCAUGGGUAGUGAUGAAGACUUUGUGGUAAUUGAACUGGGUGGAGAAGAUGAAAUCACGUUACCACAAAGGCAACAAGAAAGAAAUUAUUCAGUACCAGAAGUUCCAGUACUGCUGCCUAGAAGUCAUUCACCAAGAAAGUUGGAAAAGAAGCCUGGGAACUUAAAAGCAAGAAAGUUCCACCAUGUUUCUAUCAUGGGUGAUGAGUGCAUUGAUGUAAGAAAGAAAGAUGAUCAGUUUUGUAUCCAGCCUAUCAGGAGAUCUUUCUCAAUGGAUUCUGCAGCUGAUCGACAGCUUUACUUAACCGUUCAAGCGAUCAUUCAACAAAAUAGGCAUCAGGGCGAGGUUAGUACAAGUGAAGAUUGUGAUAGCAGAGGUCGAAGAUCGUUCUUUCCGUUUAGACAUUGCAGAGGAUCCAGAAAUGCAGUUCUUCCCACUGAGUGUGAAUUGUAAUGUGAGAGACUGAGAGCAUCAAUUUUUUUUUUUUUUUUUUGGUCUUUUUUGAGUUUCAUUUUUUGCUUUGGAGUGGAGAUGCUGCAAUUUUUUAACAGGUUAUUGAAUAGUUACAUAAGGAUAACAGAUGGGUGUAGAGAGAUUCAUACAAAACUAGAAAAAUUAGUCAGAUCAGGAUGGCUGAAAUGUAGGCAUGAGCUAAAGAAUGAUUGCUUUAGCCACUAAAAGUUGAUAAGAUUGUCUUUGUUUCUUGAUCCUUCA